Messenger RNA from Ambispora leptoticha, 1950 nucleotides. Lineage: Eukaryota; Fungi; Glomeromycota; Glomeromycetes; Archaeosporales; Ambisporaceae. The record is from the annotation of a GenBank genome assembly.
AUGAACUUUAAUAAUCAGACAAAUGAAGGAUGUCCCAGCCCAUUAUUGCCUAGCAAUGGAAAAGAACUUGAUACCUGCUUUAAUGAUUGUUGUCUUCCUUGUCCUUUUCCAGACAAUUUCUAUCGUACAGGGACGCUAGACCGUGCCUAUAAAAUAUUCAGCUCAUUGGGGAUCGUUUCAUUCUUCCUCAUGCUCUUUUUGGCGGUGAACUUUAUGAUGCUACCCAGUGCAAAACGAAAUCCAACAACAAAGCAAAUAUUAUUACCAUUCGCCUUGAGCGUCUGCAUUUUUACUUUUGAAGGCUUUUUCACUGUGCAGCAACAAGAGAGUCAAUGUCACUCGGAAAUUGAACAAGCUACAAUACAUAAUAAUGGUUAUUGUGCAACCCAAGCAUUUUUUGAGCUAAGUGGUGCUUACGCAAUCGCCUGUUGGUCUUCGCUUCUAAUUGUUCAUCUUCAUCUGCUAUCUGUAUGGCGUUGCGAAGUGAUUACACGAAAUAUCAAGUUCUUUCACGUGAUUAUUUGGACAAUUGUGAUUCUAUCUGGAGUCAUCCCAAUGAGUUUAGAUACAAUUGCAUCGGGAAAUAUUUGUUUUCUGGAUCGAUCAGCAAAUAGCGCUUUUUACUAUCCAUUAAGUUUCAUCUAUGUUGUAUUUAUAUUACACUUGGCCACUUGUAUUUAUAUGGCAAAUAUAACGAUUCGUGCGAAUUGGAGAUCGGAUCCUCACGUGGACGUGGUUUCAAGCGUCAGAUUAUCGUUAACCGAAGCACAAAGAACCAUCUUGCAUGUGAAAACGAUUCUCAGGAUGCAAUGGCGUGCUAUAAUAGGCGGAUUACUCAUGAUCGCUCUUUAUCUAUUUGAUAUGAUCUACUUUGUUCAUUUGUAUCCCACUAAAAUAGACACGUCAUCAGACUGGUAUCUUUCUUGGCGAGAUUGUAUCUACGAGAAUCAUUCGCAAGACGAGUGUGUCAGCAAAGUUUCAGGAUUUCUUCCGAGUUAUUCCAUAAAAAUAUUCAUGCUUUUUAUUAAUCGUUGUGCGGGCAUAGUGAUCUUUAUUAUAUUCGCGGCAAAGAAAGGGUUCCUGACCGAACUUUAUCAAGUGAUCACAGGACAAUAUUCAUCGAACGCGGGAUCGAGAAGAUAUAAUCCAUCAUUUGCUUCUUUUGGUGAUUACAAUAUCAGACCUCGAUCAGUUACUCCCAAUGAAAAGCGUAACACCAAUUCGCAGUUAGCAACACCUGAACUCGCACUAACGUCAUCAUCUUUGUCCAGUAGUAAAAACUCCAAUACUCUUCCACUAUUGCAAAUAACAUUACCACCAUUGCAAUUUGAUGAAAUAUCCAAUAUUCUUGGGCCUCCGCCACGUUCUUCUACUCGAUCAAGCUCUCCCACCCCCACUGAUAGGUCAUUCACGCAAACGUCAUCUAUAUCAGCUCCAUUUUCACCGAAAUCCCCAAAUAGGAUGUCAUUUCCUAUUGAAACUCUAUCGGGUUCAACUAGAUCUUCGAUUUCCUCAGAUCAUACUUCAUUAUCUAAUGAUCAAUUCUCGCCAGUGUUACUCACCCCUUUCAAAAUGCAUAAUUUGCACGCUCCAUCUAUGGCAAGAGCCUCUUUUGGAAUUGCUGAUUCUCCACCGAGCGGCGUUAAGCGUGUAUCUUUUGCUAGUUCACAAAAUACCAUUGAAUCAAAUGAUGAUGUCCACGCAUCAGAUGAAAGUAAAAAAAGACAUUUUAUUGAUAUUACAGAGAUGAUUCAAUCAGACGUACCAACGUCAUUUAAAACUAUUAAUGAAGAACAAGGGGAGACCGAAAAAGAUCGAGGUGAAAGAACAUUGACAUUCGGACUUGAAGAAGAAAAAAAAUGGGACGAAUGCUUACAGCGUAUGUUAGAUGAAGCAGCUGAAAAAGCAGCUGAAAAAACUGUCACCAUUCAUAUACCAGAUGAUUAUUAA